AGUUCUUGGGGGCUUUCGGGUUCGCGUACGCGUACAUUCAUACAGUCACGCAUUGGGCGAGUAAAUUUGAGAGCGAAAAAGAAAACGCAUAGGACUUUUCAAGGUGUUAAUUGUCCUUAUUGAAACCUGCACAUUUUUUUAUAUUGUUUGUCAUUUUUCUCUUCAAAGGUGUGGUGUUUGCAGCGGCCAGCGUAAAGCUCUUUUCGUUGUUCUUGUUAUCCCUCCUCCUCAUUUCGGCGUUGAGUCGUUGUUGUGGCUGGUUCGCCUCCUUGUUCUUAUUUUAGUUAUAUUAUUUACUCCAUUUUCAGCUUCUAAUUCACUAUGGCGUCUGCCGCAGAUAAGGGCUUCUUGGCCAAGAAGAUUAUCUCCAGCGAUGGCCCGAAGGGCGGGGAGGUGGUGCACGACGCAACGCUGGGCGAGUGGUGCCUCACCCGCAUCGAGCCAGAGGAGGAGUCGAACCGUCGUCGCUCCGUUCUGGAGCGCAUCGUGAACGUCGUGCGGGUUUGGAUUCGACACACGAUGAUUACGGAGUUCCGCAUGCCCGAGGCGGCCGCGGCGCAGGUGGAGGGCCGCAUCUUCGCCACCGGCUCCUACCGGUACAACGUGCACACCUCCGGCAGCGAUAUUGACAUGGUCCUCAUCGCGCCGAGUCGCAUCACCCGGGAGCACUUCUUCAACUCCCUCGCGCCACGGCUGAAGAGCGAGCCGUGGGUGACGGACCUGCACUGCAUUCGCGAGUCGCGCGUGCCGAUUAUCGCGAUGAUGUGCGACGGCAUCGAUAUCGACCUCUCCUUCGGCUCGAUUCGGCAAGACCGCGUGCCGGAGGUGAUCACUGAUGACCUCCUGCAGGGCUUAGAUGAGCAGUCCGUGCUCAGCUGCAAUGCGGUGCGGGUGGCCCACAACAUCAUGGACCUCGUCCCCAACAAGGCCGUCUUCCGUCAGGCCCUGCGCUUCGUGAAGGCGUGGGGUAAAGCUCGCGCAAUCUACAGCAACACCUUCGGCUUCCCGUCGGGCAUCGGCUGGGCCAUCCUAACCGCCUUCGUUUGUCAGUGCUACCCCAACCAGAACGCCGCCGGCAUGAUCACGCGCUUCUUCCGCACCUACCACACGUGGUUUAAGCCAAACCCGCACGAGACGGGCACGGAGAACCGAGCAAUUUACCUCACGGAGUCGACGCGGGCACGCAGCCACCUCGGGCGCGGCUGGGACCCGCGAGAGUCGAAGUCGGACGCUAUGGCCCUCUUCCCGGUCCUGACGCCUGCUGUGCCGUACGGCAACGCCUGCUACAACGUCACCCUGACGAACCUGCGCCAGUUGUGCGUUGAGUUCCAGCGCGGCCAUGAGCUGCUGAGUCAGCACCUCGGCCUGAGCGAGGCGGAGGCGAAGGCGCGCUUUGGCCCUUUCGGGGUGUGGUCCAGCGUCCUGGAGCCGGUGCCCUUCUUCGGGAAGUAUCAGCACUAUCUGCACAUGAAGGUGUCCUGCAGCGAUGCGGAGCUCUAUCAGGCCUACGCCGACGGCGUGGAGUCGCGCAUGCGUAUUUUGUGGUCGGGCAACGCCUCCUCACGCGGGCACACGCUGGAGGACUACCGCCAGCUGCGCCUGCACCUCAACCCCCGCCGCUUCGAGGACCCCGACGAGGUCGAGCUGCGGGCACGCAUGACGAGCAAAGCCGCCGGCGCAGGGAGCGUGGCCGGCCCGCGCGGCAGCGUUGGCCCGCGCAGCUCUGGACAGCUGAACGCCGACACGCACGCGAAGUCUCUGCGGGAUGGCGUCGCGGCCAAGCACGACGCGUCGUCCUCGACUACCCCCUCUUCUGCGAGUGCGGGUGCGACGGCGGCUGCAGCGGGUCCGACGUGGUUCACGGCGCACUACUUCAUCGGGAUGACGGUGGACACGAAGGUGUCGUCGGCGAAGAUUGACCUGAUGCCCGCCAUCCGCACCUUCCACACGGUGGUGCGUGAGCUGCGCCAGUACCGCGAGGGCAUCACGAAGCUGCCGGCGAUCACGGUGGUGGAUAUGACCCGCAUCCCGGCCUUCGUGAAAGAGGCGGCGGGCUACGUCGAGGCGGCGGAGGAGCAGCAGCACGAUCUAGAAGAGCCGACAGAGGCAACGGCAGCUGCGACGCAGCAGGAGGCAGAGAGGCGGCUUAACGAGGCGAAGAAAGAGACGCCUUCGAUGAGCGGUGGCCGUGAUGGUGAUGAUGGUGGUAGUGGUGGUGCUGUAGGCGGCUUCUCUGCUUCGUCUUCUACGUCUUCGCCUGCACCGGCGCCGUCGAACGGUCAUCACAGCGAACACGAGACGGCGUCCUCCUUGUCAGCGGCCACCACCACCACCGCCGCCGCCGCAGCAGCCCACACAACCGGCGGCACCUCCUCCUCCUCUACCGCGGCGCAGAGUGCGGCUGAGGACAAUCAUCCUUCCUCCUCCGCCGUGGCCUCCACGACAGCUGGACAGGGCAGAAGUCAUCCGGGCAGCAGCACCGCUGUUUCCGCCGAGGCGGCGGAGGCGUUGCGCAAGCGUCCGCGAGCAGAGGAUGGUCAGCACAACGGCGCCUCUGUGACUGCCAAGACGGAGGCUACCACCACCGCUGUUGCCCCGGCUGCAGUUGCUGCUGCUGCCAAGAAGAACGACGACGAUGACCUGGAUGUGGCGCUGGGCCUCGAUUUCUAA
This is a messenger RNA of Leptomonas pyrrhocoris, 2670 nucleotides long. RefSeq names its product putative Poly(A) polymerase. Gene Ontology annotation, cellular component: nucleus. Lineage: Eukaryota; Euglenozoa; Kinetoplastea; Trypanosomatida; Trypanosomatidae. The record is from RefSeq and is a predicted model, not a curated record. The transcript has a single exon. Gene Ontology annotation, molecular function: poly(A) RNA polymerase activity; RNA binding. Bases 322 to 2670 code for a protein of 782 amino acids.